AUGGCAUCUAAUUUUUGGUGGUCCUCAUCUUCUUUGGACGAAGAGGAGAUGUUUUUCGCAAACGCUGUGGUAAAGGCGUUGCAGAUUCUUUUGGAGGAAGAGGAAGAUGGCUCGUCUGAAAACGUUAUUACCAGACGAAUACGGAUUAACAGAGACCGCGAAGGAGCGCACGAGAAAUUGGUGAACGAUUAUUUUUCGGAUGCACCCCUUUACAAUGCCGACAUUUUCAAACGAAGGUUCCGAAUGAGUCGCCGGUUAUUCACACGGAUUGCUGAUGAUUUGGCGGGGCUAGACCCGUUUUUCACACAACGACCCGAUGCUCGGAAUUAUGAAGGGUUCACCACGUUACAAAAGUGUACUGCGGCCAUUCGCCAACUGGCGUACGGGACAGUGGCCGACGAUUUGGACGAGUACUUACAGAUGUCGGCAAGAACUUCGCGGGAAUCUCAUGAAGCAAGGCACGGGUUUCCGGGAAUGCUUGGUAGCAUUGAUUGUAUGCAUUGGGGGUGGCAUAAUUGCCCGACUGCGUGGCGAGGCCAAUACACGCGAGGUGAUCACGGCCAUCCAACCUUAAUACUUGAGGACGUGGCGUCACAAGAUUUGUGGAUCUGGCAUUCUUUCUUUGGGCUCCCUGGUUCACUCAACGACCUCAACGUGUUAUACCAAUCGACGAUCUUUAGCGAUGUCGUUAAUGGAAUCGGUCCGGACACCCGUUUUACAGUUCCAGGGGUUGAGUAUAGACGCGGGUAUUAUCUUGUAGACGAAAUAUAUCCUUCUUGGGCUACAAUUGUCAAGACUAUUUCAUUUCCCGAUGACGAAAAAAGGAAAAAAUUCGCCAACCGUCAAGAAGCUGCAAGAAAAGACAUCAAACGUGCUUUUGACGAAGGUCGGGCGAUUUGUGAGUAUGAUGAGAAUGCAUCUUACGGGAAUACUGUCCCGGUAGAUCCGACGCAACAGGAUUUAAACUCUUUCGCGCUAACCAACGACUUCACGCAUGCAAACCUUCAAGAGGAUUUGGUAGAACAUGUAUGGAACAACGUAAACGUCGGGGAUGGUGACGGAGACGAAGACGAGUAG
Helianthus annuus (common sunflower) is the source of this 1077-nucleotide messenger RNA. RefSeq lists its product as uncharacterized. Lineage: Eukaryota; Viridiplantae; Streptophyta; Magnoliopsida; Asterales; Asteraceae. The record is from RefSeq and is a predicted model, not a curated record. Bases 1 to 1077 code for a protein of 358 amino acids. The transcript has 4 exons.